Abrus precatorius (Indian licorice) is the source of this 1807-nucleotide messenger RNA. Its product is annotated as phosphatidylinositol 4-phosphate 5-kinase 2-like. Bases 321 to 1610 code for a protein of 429 amino acids. The transcript has 3 exons. NCBI's taxonomy places the organism in Eukaryota, Viridiplantae, Streptophyta, Magnoliopsida, Fabales, Fabaceae. The record is from RefSeq and is a predicted model, not a curated record.
AAAAAAGCUUCAUUGUGACCUGCAAACUCCACUCUCUCUCCUAUUUCAAUUUAUUUUUUCUUCUAAUUUUCUCUCUCACUUACCAAGACAACAAAACAAAAGCCUUCCACGUUUCCGAGUUUUUUUUUUUUUAGUUUCUUUUUGAACAAGUUCAGUUAUAACUACGGUUCCGCCACCGCGUGCGCGGCCUGAGAUGUUGCCGGCGUCACCCGGAGCAACAACCAUCGUGGUGACAAUCUCGCGCUACAGGUGGAUUCAGUAGUGAGAGUUCGGAAUCAAGAUCGUACGGUAGAGAUUGAGCCACGUGGGUCCCACCAACGAUGGAAGCUCCGAAGAAGAAAACGAGCCAAACCAAACUAACCCGAACCCAAUCCUCGCUCCUUCGCUGUUCCUCUCCCACCACGCGAUCCUCCGUUCACAGCCUUUCUUCGGUCAACGAAGACUUCUUCAGCGAAGAAGAGGAAUCUCAGAAGAAGAGAAAGAAGCCCAAGCCAAUUAAACCCGGUUCGAUCCGGUUCGUCACUGGACCGGUUCUUGGCUUCUUCACCGCGGGCUCGGUUUUUUCCUACUUCUUCUUCUUCUACCUCGGGACGCGAACUUCACCCUCUUCUGAAAACGUGUUGGUGGUGUUGGUUUUCCUCGCCGUGGCGCUUUACUUUGUGAACCGGAACAAGGGUCUGAUCCAGCGAACCGUUUCGGUUUUGAAGCAUUCAUGGGAUGGGAACUUGAAAAGGCUCGGUUUUUCGUCAAAGGGUAGUGAGAAACCGGUUCAGUGGUUCAUAGGGGAUGCAACCGGUUCAGUGGGGAGAGGAGAGAGUAAGAGUAAGAAUAGUAGUAAGAGGGUUGCGAAAGAAGGGGUUGAGUUUUAUAGUAAUGGGGAUUUUUACGAAGGGGAAUUUCAUGAAGGGAAGUGUAAUGGGAGUGGGGUUUAUCACUACUAUGUGAGUGGGAGGUAUGAGGGUGAUUGGGUUGAUGGAAGAUAUGAUGGGUAUGGGAUUGAAAGCUGGGCUAGAGGUAGCCGCUAUAAGGGGUGUUAUAGGCAAGGUUUGAGGCAUGGUUUUGGGGUUUAUAAGUUCUAUACUGGGGAUACUUAUGCUGGGGAAUGGUGUAAUGGACAGAGCCAUGGUGUGGGAGUGCAGUCAUGUUCUGAUGGAAGUUGUUAUGUUGGGGAGUUUAAGUAUGGUGUGAAGCAUGGACUCGGAUGUUACCAUUUCAGAAAUGGAGAUAGAUAUGCAGGUGAGUAUUUUGGAGACAAAAUACAUGGAUUUGGGGUCUACCACUUUGCCAAUGGCCACUGUUAUGAAGGAGCAUGGCAUGAAGGUCGUAGACAAGGUUAUGGUGUGUAUACUUUUAGAAGUGGUGAACGAAGAUGUGGUGAAUGGGAUACUGGCAACCUCAAGCACUCUCUUCCACCACUAAAUGAUUCUAUCCUUCGAGCAGUUCAGGCUGCUAGAAAAACAGCAGAAAAUGCUAUAAAUCUUCCGCGGAAGGAUGAGCAAGUGAGCAAAGCAGUAAUAGCUGCAAACAGGGCUGCCACUGCAGCUAGAGUUGCUGCAGUGAAAGCUGUUCAGAACCGAAUGGGUGGAAAAUUUUGCAAUAUUGAUGUCUAAGAACUUAGAUUUUAGCUAGCUUAUGUUUGGAAUUGUAAAUUUUUACUAAUUAUAUGUAUUUGGAAGAAGAUGCCACCCCGGUGAGCAAAAGCUCAUUGGAGGUAGAAGAGUAUGUUUUGAUGUUUGUUUCACAACGCAACUUGUAUAUAAAACCCAUGUAUAUCAAUGAAAGAUGCAUUUUCAAGAGUGCUUUUGAU